AACCUGUAUUAGCAGAUACCGAGAACAGACGGCUAGAGACGCGCGUGCCAGAUCGCCGGCAAUAAGAAUUAACAACGAGGAAGUUAUGACAGCACGCACUUUCUGCAUUGCAUUUUAUCUUGGUGCCUUUUAAUUCAGUGAAGGGAUUUAAGGCAUUUCGCUGACACUCGUACAGAGAUGGAGGUUGUUUUCUGGUUGUUGGUGUUCAGCGUGGUUGGUUGGUGCGCAUCAGGGACGGAGCAAAAUACCGCAUAUUACAAUGGAUACCGAGUUUUUCGACUAAUACCAUCAACCCUGCAGCAUAUAAAGGCUCUGAAAGAUUUAGAAAAUGACAUAACGCUGGACGUAUGGCGUCAUCCCCAUAACCUAGGCGACAAUUAUGACGUCAUGGUGAAACCGGAAGAUCACUCAAAAUUUGUUGAGCGAUUGACAAAUCACAACAUUGAGUUCCAAGUGUUGCUAGAUGAUGUUGAAAAAAUUCUCAAUGACGAAAGACGUCACUUCCGGCGAAGAAAGAAGAGAGCUCUUUCAUCUAUAAGCGCGUACACGACAAACUUCUUAAACGUGCAGGAAAUUGAAGAAUUCUUACUUAAAGUAAAAGAGACAAGCAGAGAUGUUAACGUCACUAUCUCCAGCAUUGGCCAGUCGUCUCUGGGACAAAACUUAACAGUUGCUAAGAUAUAUAAAGCGUCAUCACACCGGAAACCAGCGAUCUUCAUCGAUGCUGGGAUUCACGCUAGAGAGUGGAUCGCCCCAGCCAUGGCGAUCAACUUCAUAUACCAGUUGGCGUUGAACCCAAACCGUGACAGACAAGUAUCAAGACUUUUGAACAAAUACGACUGGUACAUAAUGCCAGUCGCCAACCCAGACGGAUACCAGUUUAGUAUUUAUUCUGAUCGCAUGUGGAGAAAAACACGGAAUGACAAUCCCGGAAGCGUCUACAAAGGAACGGAUGCGAACCGGAACUUCAACUACAGGUGGAAUCCAGAUGUUGGUGGUAGUCGCAACCCAGGUGAAGACACCUACGCUGGGUCAGCGCCUUUCUCCAUCCCCGAAUCUAGGGAUCUAGGUCGGUUUCUGAUGGAACACGGAUCCCAGAUUAAGCUCUACCUCACACUGCACUCAUACGGACAGUACUUACUAUAUCCUUGGGGUUACGGCCCGCACGAAUUCGCCAGCGACCAAAACGAUCUGGAACGCCUUGCGCGUGUGGCAGACCGUGCAAUGCCCGAAACAUAUAGAACUGGAACUUCAAGUGUUGUUCUCUAUCCAGCUGCAGGCGGGUCUGAUGAUUUUGCCAAGGGAGUUGCCGGAAUCAAAUACAGCUACACAAUGGAACUUCCCCCACCGGACACCGCAGACAAUAAUACUUAUGGUUUCAUAGUGAACCCAAGAGACAUACCCACCAUUGCCAGAGACACCUGGCAAGGGGUAAAAGCAUUAGCAUUGGAACUUCAUCGAACUUUGAGAGCUAACAGAACUUCCCAUGACGACGAUUAUGCGGCAUAGACCAGACAGUGGUGUUGGUGUUGGUGUUGGUGUUGGUGGUGACGAUGACAGCGAUAACUGAUUAGAGGAUCUUGUUUAUAGUGCUUUAAUCAACAGACUGAAAACAAAAAUGUUAGUAUAUAAUAGUUAUGUUUAUCGAAACAUGAAGUAAAAAAAAUUAAUAUUU
Molecule: messenger RNA, 1675 nt
Organism: Gigantopelta aegis
Lineage: Eukaryota; Metazoa; Mollusca; Gastropoda; Neomphalida; Peltospiridae
Product: carboxypeptidase B-like
Exons: 12
Coding region: 178-1509 (443 amino acids)
Biological process (GO): proteolysis
Molecular function (GO): zinc ion binding; metallocarboxypeptidase activity
Source: RefSeq, a predicted model, not a curated record